AGGUGGUCCUCAACAAAGCUGCAAAAGAAGGCCGACCUCGUCUAUUACUCAUUGAGGUGUGAGAGUUGAUGGGAUACAGUGAAAAAAAUUGUGGCCAUCAUGGACCGGUGUUCAGCCUGCUCAAGAGAAUGGACAUGGAAGGAGUGUCUCCCACCAACCUUGUGGAGUACGACGAUCUCAUUGCAAGGAGAUUGACAAAUGUCGUACUCACGAAGAAGGAGCGCGAAGACGUGAUGGCGAAGGUGAAGGACCGCGUGCAGAUGAUGCGGCAGCCGGCACAUGCAGCUGCCUUUCUUUUGGAUCCACGAAGGAGAACCUGGCUGGCUCAACGAUCCAGACAGUGCACUCGUGCAAGAUGCAAUGCGUUUCUUGCUGAGGCGGAUUGGAGGGACGUGGGAUUUUCAAAACACAUUGACAUGUGGGGGCAUCUGUAUGAGUUCUUGAGAGAGCCUGUGGAAGGUGAAGUCAGGAAAGAUAAGCAUAUGUGGACCCCUCUUGCUAGAACGACAGCCACAGAACGUGUUCCGGUGGAUUGGUGGUCGUUGCAUGGUGGAGAUGUUCCGAAUUUGCAGGCAAUCACCAUCAGAGUGCUGGGAAUGUGGAGCAUAGCAACAUCUGCGGAGCGAAACUCGGCAUCGAUGGACUUCGUCCACUCAAAGAGGAACAGCCUCUCACCGGCGUCCUUGAAAAAACUUGUGUACAUUCAUUGGAACAUGCAGUUGCUUCGUGUUCGAAUGAGCGAGGACAAUGGCUACGUGGAUGUAUGGGGAUCCUUCUUUGAGCCAUUGAUGGAGCCAACAGAGGAGGACCAAUCUCUCGACGAUGGCACAACAGAGAAGACGGUGGACGAAGGGGAGGAGGAAAAGAGGCAAAAGAGGCUGAAGAAGGCUCCGAAAGGACGGAUUCCCCGCGACCUGUUGGAUGAAGACUCAAGCGGGAGCAGCGAGCUUGAGGAUCUAAUAUGGAAGGGGAAAUGUUGGAAUGAGUCUACUUCGAAAGAGAGCAGUGGCGAGGAUGAUAUUGGUGAGGACUCUGACUUCGAGUUGGGGUUGUGCCAACGGUGCCAGCCACUGCUUACGUCGGUCGGAUGCGCGGGAGGCGAGAGAAGGAGACAGAGGUGCAAUCUUCAGAACCCGUGGAGAGAGUUGACACAGACAUCGAGUUCUUGAUGCACCGUGUCCUUGAUGGUGACCGUGAUGCGAACGAGGACGAAGCAGAUCGGACAAAGGCUAUGGCGGAUAGAGAUGCUGCCCUUGUUCAGAUGCGGAUGCUUGAGGAGGAGGCUCGGCAUGCUGCUAUCCCCACCAGGAGGGAGAGAGAGAGACAAAGCAAACAGAUCAGCGAGCCGGAGGAGCAUCAGGAAGAAAAAGAUCAGCAGUAAGAAAAUGAAAAUAUGCAGCAAGA
Chara braunii is the source of this 1404-nucleotide messenger RNA. The record is from the annotation of a GenBank genome assembly. NCBI's taxonomy places the organism in Eukaryota, Viridiplantae, Streptophyta, Charophyceae, Charales, Characeae.